UGACAGCAGCGCACAUGGGUGCCAGACACUCAGCCACUCCCAGUGGGUAGCCCACUCCCCCCUUGCUCUUCCUGAACGGAUCACGCUGCGUGCGGUCCACGCCUCCCUCUCUGUCUCAUCUUCUUCAUCAGAACUCUCUGCAGCCUCUCGGUUCUUUAUCGCGAGUUGAUUGAAUCCAUCUCGACCUGUGCAGCGCCGCGUAAAGGAGCCUUUACAAUUAAAUCACCGCUCACACUUCCAGCGCAGUCCUUUUUGACCCACCGGCUCCUUGAAUAUCACCUCUCUGCCUGCCUAGAACAUUGUGUCCUUUGUGGGGAAAAUGACUGCCAAGCAUCGAAAAGGGAAAAACAGCUACAAACAUGAAGAUAACCUUUUAAAAAAUGAAGUCACGGAGGCAGAAGGUCGCGGUGGAGGGAAUAAUAACGCUCUCCAUUUGAUUUUAUUUCUGCUGCUUGUUAUUGGCGGUGCCACUGGCUCGUGGUUCUGUUUCCAGCAGCACCAAACUUUAACCUACUUAACAGACAAUCUCAUGGGCAUGCAGAUGAAAAUAGUGAAGCUGCAGUCCUCCCACCACGAAAUGCGACAGUCAAGUAGUGAGCACGUUUCAGAGAUCUUGGAGACCCGCCUGAAUGCCCUGGAGGAUUCUUAUGCACUGGCCCAGAAACAGGUUAGCAUGGCCUUGGCUACGGCUGAACAGCUCAAGACGUCUGACCUCCCCGCUCAAGUUAUGUCUCUCCACACGGAGAUGAAAACCCGCCUGGCAGAGAUGCAGCAGGCCACCGUGUCUCUGGAGCAGCUGAGCCAGCUGCAGACCGUGCUGGAGGGGAAGAGUGAAGAGUUUGAGGGUGUCAAGAUUCAGGUGGAGGGUCUGUCCACGCUGAGCGCUGAGCUAUCCCUGAGGGUCGAAGGCUUGACGGGGAGCAUGGGAGAAGCGGAAUCAAAGCUGGAGGAGAGAGUCGGAGAGGUUGCCACGCUGAGUGCCAGCCUGGACGGACAGGCCGACGAGGUGCUCAGACUGAAGGAGCAGCUGGACACCUACCAGGCUCAGCUUGAGGCCAGCACACUGGAAAUGGCUACUGUCAGAGGGUUGCUUGAGAAUGAACAGUCCCAGCAGCUCCAGCAGGCCAGUGUGGAGGAGCAGAUCAAUACGUUGGUGGGACAGGCGGUGGAAGAGACGGCUCCCGGGGUUGAGGAAGAGAUGGCUCCCGUGGCUGAAGAAGAGGCAGCUGGAGCAACUGAAGAAGAGGCACUUCCUGCUGAUAUAGAAGAAGAGGCAUUCAACCCAGAAGUAGAAGAGGCAGAUGAAGGAGGAGAGGCAGCUGCACAGGAUGAAGCCCCUAUCGAGGAGGAGGACUCUAUGACGGAUGAAACUGCUCCUGCAGAGGAGGAUCAGGCCGAGCAAGACGAGUCCGUUGCCUUAUCAGAAAACACAGAAGAGGAGGAGUCUGAAGAGGAGAACCAGGAAGCAGCAGCGGAGGAGGAAGCAGAAGUGGAGAUGGGAGGAGAGGAAGCGUUAGAAGAAGAGGAAGACCAGCAGGAUGUGGCAGCUGAGGAGGAGUCAGAGGAGACGGAUGAAGGAGAGGAGCCAUUAGAAAGUGAUUUUUUACCAGACGAUGAAUAGUGCAGUACACCAGAUGGAUCUUUUUCGACACCGGACAUAUCAACAACGGAGAAUGGAAACCUUUUCAGUAUAAAAUCACAGUCAACAAUAUGACAAAUACUGUAUGAAGGCAUUAUUGAUUGCUGUUGUUUUGGUGCAGUAUUCAUUAUGCGGUUAAGCUUAGAGAGGUAGACGUCAGUCAGAAGAAAUGAGUCUCUACGCUGAAACCUGGACCUCAAGAUAUGACAUGGCUGUUAAGUUAGGGAGGGAGUAAUACAGGGUGCCAAUAACAACCUCAAAAGCCUUAAUCCAUAAAAUAAUAACUUUCUACAGAGCGUUUUCUACUCUUCACAUCUCACACAUUUCUUGUCACGGUUAGGUUCUGUACUAAAGUGGAAAACUAAAAGCCAAUAACAUAACGAGAAGCCAAUGCAUUAACUGAUCGUCGAUGCACCUGAAGCCAUAAGUAAUGCCCGUCAGUGUGAGAUUAUUGUCACUGCCUCAAAUGUACCAUAAGACAAUAUUUUAGAAAGAAGAAACAGUUACUUAAUGUAUCCCAGUUGUUUACACGGACAACUAAAGAGCUAGCAAUAAUUUCUUUUUUUAAAGCAUCUUUUUUUUAAUAUAAACAAGAACUAUUCCUGAAAUGUGUUUUAAAGUAUAGGACACACUGUAGUUGAUAGACUUUUUACUUUACAUACCUGUGACUCAGCACUUACACUCAGAACCUGCACACCUGCACUAUUGUAAGAUACAAGUUGUCUAAAGGUUCAUCAUCAUCAUCAUCAUCAUCAUCAUCAUCAUCAUCAUCCUGCUGCUUCAACACUUUUUAUUCUGAUUCAAAUGUUUUGUUCUGUUGUGGGUCUUUUUAACAAAUACAAAUAGAUAUUCUAUGCAUUAUUGUCACUACUAAUGAUGCUUUCACUUUGGGAGGAAAAAAAAGCAGUUGUCUGUCAGAAGAGCUUCAGGGACAAAUUGCUCUCCAGAUGGAUGGAAAACUAGAGACUUUCACAACUAAGCAAUGUUCAUCCAAAACACCAAUUAGACCUAAAUUGAUCACAUCAGUAAUGACAAAACCUGUUCUUUGACUCAACAGUGAAAUGUUGUUGCUGUUAAACGGAGAGUUGAACAGUAGCUGAAAUACACAGAUUCAGCUACAUAUGAAGCAUGUCGGACGUCGCAGCGUUAGGUUUUCGCAGAUGAAACUUCCAGCAAGAAACUGAACCCACAACUUGGAUCCAAACUGUGCCAGGACUGUGAAAUCUGAAGGAGGAGCAAGGAGGCUCAACAGUCACCAGAUCUCAACCCCCCCCCCCCCCCCCUGCUGAACUGGAACAUUAGAAGCUAAUAAAAGGGGAAAACACAAAGUCGCACCACGAUGCUGUUUCUCCCAGAUGCUCUAAAGACAACUGGAAUAAUGUGAAGUCUCAAAUAAUGCAGAAAGAAUGAGCAAGCUGUGAUUCGGGCAAAUGAUAGACAUAUCAGUUAAAAAUGAUAUCUGUAAAAUGACCUCUAUGGAGACAUGACAAAUGUAGUCACGCUUCAAAUGUGGAAUAUGUUUCUGUAGUGAUUCUGUAAGUUCUUGGUAGUAUAGUAAGACUUUGCACUUACACUUACGUUAGUUUCUGUCAGUAUGACACAUGUUUUUAAAAAUAAACCCUGGUUCUUUCACUUUUGUAUACUCGAUUAUGUGUUGUGCCACACACGA
This is a messenger RNA of Cottoperca gobio, 3308 nucleotides long. RefSeq names its product neurofilament medium polypeptide-like. The coding region runs from base 320 to 1621 and encodes 433 amino acids. Lineage: Eukaryota; Metazoa; Chordata; Actinopteri; Perciformes; Bovichtidae. The transcript has 5 exons. The record is from RefSeq and is a predicted model, not a curated record.